UCUGGAAGUUACCAGUGGUCUUGCUGUGUACUCUCUCUCUUCUCUCUCUCUAGGGCUGAAAGCUCAAUUCCAUACCAUUUUGAUUCUCUCUCUCUAACAAUGGAAUCAAACCCCCACAGUGACUCCAACCCCUCAGCCCCUGUUGAAGAGCAAGAAGAACAACAGGCCCAGAACACCCUUUCUCUCUCAUCCUCAAACCUCACCACUCCCUAUGCCUCCAUCUCUCUCUCUCUUUCUUCUCUCUUCUCCUCAUCCUCCAUUCUCUCUUCCCCCAAGCCCCCCUUCAAGCCCUCCCAAACAGCCUGUUUCACCCAUAUCCCCCUAAAGCCCUCUGUCUCUCUACAAUUCAGGAACCUCAAUUUCUCCCAGGCCCCAAAAUCCAACUCCAAAUCCUCAAUCUCAGCUGCUUCUCUCUCUACCCCGCUUUUCCAGACACCCCAUCUCUCUUCUGAACCCUCGAACCCAGUUGGUGGUCGUAAAUGCUCCAUUGUUUGGUUUCGGAAUGACCUUCGAGUCCAUGACAAUGAAGCUCUUAACUCUGCAAAUGAAGAGUCUAUCUCGCUCCUCCCUGUUUACAUUUUCGAUCCUCGAGACUAUGGCAAAUCGUCGUCAGGUUUCGAUAAAACAGGCCCAUAUAGAGCCACCUUUCUCCUAGACUGUGUAUCUAAUUUGAGAGAGAAUUUGAAGAAGAGAGGGUCUGAUUUGGUGGUGAGGAUUGGGAAACCAGAGAGUGUUUUGACGGAGUUGGUAAAAGCUGUUGGGGCUGAUGGGGUUUAUGCUCACAUGGAGGUUUCGCAUGAUGAGGUGAAAGGGGAAGAGAGAGUGGAGAAGGUGAUAAGGGAGAACGGGGUCGAGUGUAAGCUUUUUUGGGGGAGCACUUUGUACCAUAUUGAGGAUUUGCCAUUUGGGCUCGAGGAUAUGCCUUCGAAUUAUGGUGGCUUUAGAGAGAGAGUGAAGGGUUUAGCAGUGAGAAAGACAAUAGAGGCAUUGGAUAGGUUGAAAGGGAUGCCAAAAAGGGGGGGUGUAGAGCCUGGGGAUUUGCCGACAUUGAUGGAUUUGGGGUUGAGCCCUGCCUCAACUGUUUCAAAGGAUGGGAAGCCUGCAGCUAAUGCUUCCCUUGUGGGGGGCGAAACCGAAGCCUUAGAAAGGCUCAAAAGAUUUGCAUCCGAAUGCCUUGCACAGCCUUAUAAAGGAGACAAGGCUAAUGGCAGAGAUAGUAUUUAUGGUGCCAACUUCUCAUGCAAAAUAUCGCCUUGGCUCGCCAUGGGUUGUCUCUCUCCACGCUUCAUGUUCAAUGAGCUUAAAAAAGGAGCCAAGAGAAUGGGUUUUGCCUCUGUGAGUCAAAAGACGAAUGAAGGUGCAACUGAUGGUGGAAUGAAUUGGUUGAUGUUUGAGCUCCUUUGGAGAGAUUUCUUCAGGUUCAUCACCAAGAAGUACAGCUCCAACAAGAAAAACAUUGCUGCAACCCCUGCAACAGCCUGUACUGGUGCUCUUGCUUAGCUUCCUCUCAACCACUAUGGUGGUGAAGGACACUUUUUUUGAAAUGGUUGAAAUAUAAGUGGGUCAUUCCAUUGUGAAAUUGCUCUGGAAAAUUGAGGUUAUUAAUCUCUCUGAACAAAGAUUAGUCCCAAAAAACACGAGAAAAAUUUGUAGGUGUUUUUUUCUGCUUUCCAACUGAAGCCCAAUUUUAAUUUAUCAUUGCUUUUAAGAAA
Molecule: messenger RNA, 1712 nt
Organism: Amborella trichopoda
Lineage: Eukaryota; Viridiplantae; Streptophyta; Magnoliopsida; Amborellales; Amborellaceae
Gene: PHR2
Product: photolyase/blue-light receptor 2
Biological process (GO): photoreactive repair
Molecular function (GO): deoxyribodipyrimidine photo-lyase activity; DNA binding; FAD binding
Source: RefSeq, a predicted model, not a curated record